This is a messenger RNA of Aspergillus fischeri NRRL 181, 756 nucleotides long. RefSeq names its product U1A/U2B'/SNF family RNA-binding protein. Gene Ontology annotation, cellular component: U1 snRNP. Bases 1 to 756 code for a protein of 251 amino acids. Gene Ontology annotation, molecular function: U1 snRNA binding. NCBI's taxonomy places the organism in Eukaryota, Fungi, Ascomycota, Eurotiomycetes, Eurotiales, Aspergillaceae. Gene Ontology annotation, biological process: mRNA splicing, via spliceosome. The transcript is spliced from 4 exons. The record is from RefSeq and is a predicted model, not a curated record.
AUGGCCGCAGUACCAGCAACUACUUCCUCUCUUCCCCCUAACCCUACUGUCUAUGUCCGUAAUCUAGAAGAACGCAUCAAGAUCGACCAGCUGAAGGUGGCCUUGGAAGAAAUCUUCUCCGAGUAUGGCAAUAUCGUGGAUAUCGUCGCGAAGACCAACCUGAAGGCUAAAGGCCAGGCGUUCAUUGUCUUUGACAACGUCGAAUCCGCGACCCGCGCAAUCGAGGAGGUCAACGGGUUUGAGCUUUUUGACAAGCCGAUGGUCCUCGACUAUGCGAAAACGAGGAGCGAUGCAACCGUUCUGCGAGACGGCGGGACAGAAGAGCUUGAGGUCCAUAAGCGGAGGCGGUUAGCAGAGAAGGAGCGCAAACAAGCCCACGAAGCUCUGGAAGCUCAGAAGAAGCUCAAGCGUCCCCCUGGCCCUGCCGACACAGCGCGUCCAGCCAAGGCAGCCAAGGGCGCGGGCCUCAAACCGACCAGCGGUGCAGCGGCAGCAGUUAUCCCCGACGAGUACCUUCCUCCCAACAAGAUUCUUUUCCUGCGGGACUUGCCCGACACCGCCGACCAAGAGAGCCUUACCGCUAUAUUUGGUCGGUUCGAAGGAUUCCAGGAAGUCAGAUUGGUUCCUGGCCGAAAAGGAAUAGCCUUCGUCGAGUACGAGAACGAGUCUGGUGCUAUCAGCGCGAAGGAGGCUACGGCGAACAUGCCUAUGGGGGACAACGGCAAGCCUAUCCGCGUCACCUACCAAAGACAGUGA